ACACCUCUUCAUUACGCUGCUAAGGGUGGUCACAGCGAUGUAGCAGUUCUACUCAUUCAGCAGGGAGCUGAUCCCUGCAGUACAGACUCGGUAGGUAGACCACACGUACAAUGCCUAUGCACUUGUAUGCCACUUCAACAACACUGUCGAGUUUGCAAAGCUUAAACAAUUAACCAUUUUAUUAAUAUUUAUUAUAUUUACACAUGCCUAUAAUAUCUGAAUGACAUGUAGAUUAAGAGAAGAAAUUGACUAUCAUCUUACAGUUGAGUUGGACGCCUUUCUAUUGAGCUGCUUCAGGUAAGGAUAGUCACAGUGGUAGAUUGCAUGGCAUAAACAAUGGAAGCAUUUAAACGGUUUUAUAAUGUAUUUAGAAGCAUUAAAAUUACAUGUGCAUAGAAAAGGGCAAACUCUGACAUCUAGACUUACUGUUCUGUACUCUGACAUAUGUAAAUGUACUGUACUGUCUCGUUUCAUAUUUAAUUUCAUUACAACAUUAAUGUGUUUAUUGUAGGAUGGUUGUCGUCCCAGCGGUAUUUUGAGAUGGGGAAACCAGUGGUUAGCAGCACUUUUAAAGAAAUUCGAGAAAGGACUAGUACAGAACUUCAUCCUCACCAUGUCUUUGGAACAUGUUGCCAGUGCAAUGAAUAUUGUUGAGGCUAAUACUCUUUUCAAAGAAGACAUGAGUCGCCAUUUCCCAAGAGAACGUCAUAACAAGAAGUUAGAAAUGUUGAGGAAUUGGGCAGACGCUUAUGGAAUUAAAUCUCUCCAAGAGUUAAAGAGGAGAUUGGCGGAGGCAGGUUGUCUAAACUUGGCUGCGGCUGCUGCAAAGCACUAUGCUGAGAUCGUCAAAGAGAUUAUGGAAAUGCCCGACGAAUGCUACAAAGCAUUUUGUCAAGAUCCCAUGUCACAACGGCACAUGAUAUCAUCGGCGGCCUCUCCCACAGAACAGAGAUGUGAAAUUAGUAUGGAGACCGAGUCGUACCAAUACGAUGCAUUUCUGGUACAUAGUAGUGAUGACGGAAAGACCGUAGGAGGAGUGUGUGAGCAACUCGAGGCACGUGGUGUCCGUUGUUGUUACGCUCCACGUGACUUCACUUAUGGGAAGCCCAUCCCAGCAUCCACGGAAGACGCAUUUGAAAAAUCCAAAUUCAUCCUGGUGGUAUUUUCUGAAAACUUCAUGAAGAGCUCUUGGUGUCAGUACGAAAUGCACAUGGCGGUACAGAAGACGGUGGAUUCACGUCAGGACGUCGUCAUUCCAAUCCUGUUGGAUUUCCCAGAGGAGAACCUCCCGCUUGGGUUUAAAACCAUGAAAUAUAUUUCAGUUCGACAGCAUGACUUCUUACCCAAACUUGUUCAAACUAUUGAAGGCUCCGGCACCGAGCCUCUUUACGGCCAGCUUCUGGCGGAAAAUCAAAAAUUGAAAGCGGAACUUGAAGACACGCGCCAACGACUGGCAGAUUCCACCACUUUGGUCAAAAGACUUCAGGCGGCAAUGCCAGCGACAGGAGUUCCGAGUUAGAGCAUACGGCUAGAAACGUGGUGCAGAAAACUUCUAUGUGUGGAAUAAUUAUGCUUUAAGUGACCUCAGAUUUCUGUAAUCAAUUUAACCU
Molecule: messenger RNA, 1610 nt
Organism: Lingula anatina
Lineage: Eukaryota; Metazoa; Brachiopoda; Lingulata; Lingulida; Lingulidae
Biological process (GO): signal transduction
Molecular function (GO): protein binding
Source: RefSeq, a predicted model, not a curated record